Puntigrus tetrazona (Sumatra barb) is the source of this 2357-nucleotide messenger RNA. It is a transcript of the gene ccnc, whose product is annotated as cyclin C. Gene Ontology annotation, biological process: positive regulation of transcription by RNA polymerase II. Bases 126 to 977 code for a protein of 283 amino acids. Gene Ontology annotation, molecular function: cyclin-dependent protein serine/threonine kinase regulator activity. The record is from RefSeq and is a predicted model, not a curated record. The transcript is spliced from 12 exons. NCBI's taxonomy places the organism in Eukaryota, Metazoa, Chordata, Actinopteri, Cypriniformes, Cyprinidae. Gene Ontology annotation, cellular component: nucleus; mediator complex.
CGUUGUAAUUCUACGGAGUGUUUUUUGUGUCGCGCUCCUCGUCUGAUUAGAUCAGAGUACCGUUUUAUUUUUAAUACACUUAAAACAUCACAUUAAGGCAUAUUUUCUACCUCAAUCCCCCCAAGAUGGCAGGGAAUUUCUGGCAGAGCUCACAUUAUCUGCAGUGGGUUCUGGACAAACAGGAUCUGAUGAAGGAGAGACAGAAAGAUCUCAAGUUCCUCACAGAGGAGGAAUAUUGGAAGCUACAGAUAUUUUUUGCCAAUGUGAUUCAAGCCUUGGGGGAACACUUGAAACUCAGGCAGCAGGUCAUCGCCACGGCAACUGUCUACUUUAAACGUUUCUAUGCCAGAUACUCUCUGAAGAGCAUAGACCCUGUGCUAAUGGCCCCCACGUGUGUGUUUCUAGCCUCUAAAGUAGAGGAAUUUGGUGUUGUUUCGAACACGCGCCUUAUUUCAGCAGCAACAUCUGUGUUGAAAACAAGGUUCUCUUAUGCCUUUCCAAAGGAGUUUCCCUUCAGAAUGAAUCAUAUCUUGGAGUGCGAGUUCUAUUUACUGGAGCUCAUGGACUGCUGUCUGAUCGUGUACCACCCAUACAGACCGUUACUGCAGUAUGUGCAGGACAUGGGUCAAGAGGACAUGCUGCUGCCGCUGGCUUGGAGGAUAGUGAACGACACCUACAGGACAGACCUGUGUCUGCUUUAUCCACCAUUCAUGAUUGCACUGGCCUGCCUGCACGUGGCCUGUGUGGUGCAGCAGAAAGAUGCCAGGCAGUGGUUCGCUGAGCUCUCUGUGGACAUGGACAAGAUCCUGGAGAUCAUCAGGGUGAUUCUGAAACUCUAUGACCAGUGGAAGAACUUUGAUGAUAGGAAGGAAAUGGCCACUGUGCUCAACAAGGUGCCCAAACCCAAACCCCCUCCAAACAGUGAGACUGACCAGAGCUCAAACGGGAGUCAAAACAGCUCGUACAGUCAGUCCUAGAGCGGCCCCAGCUGGAGGACCCGAGGCGGAGUGAUUCGGAGAGACAAACACAGCACAUUCUGGCACACCUGAACGCUGCUUUACACAAGCACAUCGUUUUAUGACCGUGGGGAAACCGAUUUCUGGCACACAUCCUCUCUCCUUUCCUCUGGGCGUUUCCAGCAAUCAGAGCAGAUAGAAUGUUGCCACUUCCUUCCUUUCUUCCUUCCUUCCUUCCUUCCUUCCUUCCUUUCUUCCUUCCUUCCUCCCACCAAUCAGAGCAGCUCGUGUCAGAACUGCUCACCAAUAGGAUAUCUGCCAAGCGUAAGGCUGUAGUCUUGAAUGUUAUGGACACACACACAAACGCCCCUUCAUUGGGUAUCUGCUUGAUUAAGAGGGGUGCUGUUUUCCCAAAUCUUGUUAGUCGAUGGUCCUGACGUCCUUGAAAAGUCCCAUGAAGCAUUCUUUCAGCGGACGCUCUUUGGGAACUAAGAAAACUUGAUUUUUUUUUUUCCUGUCUGAGAGCGACGAAGAGAGAGCUUAUGUUUGUUUAAUUGCAAAUGUAUUUGUAUGCGUGCCUCUCGUUGACCAUAUCACAGUUUGUAUUCCUCAGGGAAACGGAUCAGUCCUCUCUACAAAGUGGCUGUCUGUAAACUGAUUGGCCACAGGGCUAUGUGACGGCGAUCUUUUGAACCCUCGUACUGUGUAAUCAAAUCCUGAGUGGAUAUUUGACGUGCGUGUGGAUGUGAGUUAGAAUGCACAAGUGACACAGAUAGUUGAGUUGAUGACUCAAACGGUGUUGUAAAUAUGCUUUCCAUAUAUAGCCCUUGACUUUGUUUUUAUCGUUUUUCUCUUAUAAAUUUACUGAUUAUGGUAUAUGUGUACUUGCCAUAACCCAAAUGCUGUUUUUUUGCUUUCAUUCUGUUUUACGUUGAACUGAUGUCUUUGUAAUCUGCAGCACAUUAAAGCGUCCAUAACAUUUAAUGGAGAACAAGUCAAUAUCUUGAGAGAUUUUGGAAAUAAUUUUGAAUAAUGGAGCUCUGCAUCCUGGUUAUCAAGUCCCUCACUUUCCAUCAUCAGCAUUUUCCACUGACGUCAUUAGUUUGAGGAACACGAAAUUAAUUGUGGAAAGAACUUACAAGAUUUUGCUGUGUUUUGAAUGGCAUUUUUGUUUUUUGCAUCGUGUCUCCUUUUUGUUUAGCUGUACUUCAGGAGUGUUGCCUCAUCUUUGAGUGAACUUGCAUAAAUGUGGCCCCUCUCUGUUUUACAGUAUGUAUUAUUUGCCUGUAAAUAUAUUUGAUGGUGUGAGAGUUGGAGUGAGAGGACUUGCAGUGUCCUUUAUUUGUUUGUCUAUAAUGGAGCUCAGAAGCCUUAUUGAAUAAAGCUGCUGUUGAAAAAAAA